Molecule: messenger RNA, 699 nt
Organism: Mauremys reevesii (Reeves's turtle)
Lineage: Eukaryota; Metazoa; Chordata; Testudines; Geoemydidae
Product: taste receptor type 2 member 40-like
Exons: 3
Coding region: 1-699 (232 amino acids)
Biological process (GO): sensory perception of taste; detection of chemical stimulus involved in sensory perception of bitter taste; G protein-coupled receptor signaling pathway
Cellular component (GO): membrane
Molecular function (GO): bitter taste receptor activity; G protein-coupled receptor activity
Source: RefSeq, a predicted model, not a curated record
AUGUCGAGAACAUUGAUUGUUGUCUGGAUGUUUCUAAAUACUCUCAGUCUAUGGUUUGCCACCUGGCUCAGUGUCUUCUAUUGUGUGAAGAUCGCCAACUUCAGCCAACCUCUAUUCCUCUGGCUGAAGCAGAGAAUAUCAGGGCUAGUGCCACAGCUACUCAUGGGAUCCUUUCUGGUCUCCUUGGUCACCUGUCUCCCUUCAAUCAAUGCCAUAGAAAGAAAGAACAUAGACCAUUCAAUGAAUAAUCUAUCAGGAAACACCACCAGGGAAUGUCAAUAUAAGGUUGAUUUAUCUUCUAGCCUCUUUAUUUUGUCCAUGCUUGGAUAUUCUUCUCCCUUCAUUAUAUUUAUUAUUUCCUCUGUACUGUUAAUCACUUCCCUGUGGAGACACAGCAAGAGGAUGGAAAAAACCACAAGCAGCUCCAGGGACACCGUUACCGAGGCUCAUGUCAGAGCAAUUAAAGGACUGAUCUCUUUCAUUUUCUUCUACAUUUCUUAUUUUGUGACACUGCUAAUAUUUUUGUUACAAUUAUCUACCAUCAGCUCCUACUAUUUAUGGAUAGUGAUCUGUCUGAUAAUGAGUGCUUAUCCUUCUGGGCACUCUAUUAUCCUAAUUUUGAGUAAUCCCAAACUGAAGAGGGUAGCAGUGAGGGCUUUGCACUAUGCUGGUUGCAGGCUGAGAGAUGCUGUUUCAUGA